This is a messenger RNA of Aspergillus wentii DTO 134E9, 1518 nucleotides long. RefSeq names its product dolichyl-diphosphooligosaccharide--protein glycotransferase subunit OST1. Lineage: Eukaryota; Fungi; Ascomycota; Eurotiomycetes; Eurotiales; Aspergillaceae. The record is from RefSeq and is a predicted model, not a curated record. The transcript is spliced from 3 exons. Gene Ontology annotation, cellular component: membrane; oligosaccharyltransferase complex. Bases 1 to 1518 code for a protein of 505 amino acids.
AUGAGGUUUUUUACCGCAGCCACUGCGCUCUGCGGGCUAUUGCUUCCCAGCAGCUUAGUAUGCGCCGAAUCCACAAGUACGACGCGAGUCGCUCUGCCUCAGGAUUUCAAGCCCCCUCAGGUGUUUAGACAUGCCAACUUGGUCCGGAACACCAAUCUGGAGAAAGGAUAUGUCCGGGAAACCGUAAAUGUUGUGGUUGAGAACGUGAGCGAGAAGCCGCAAAGCGACUACUACCUGUCGUUCCCAUCCGACGUCUAUGACAAGAUCGGAGGAUUGGAAGUGAGACAUAGCAAGGCUGCGUCGAAGGAAAAGUAUGAGGUGGAAGCCACAGAAGUCGACUUGUCGAGAGAUAACCAAUACUUUAUCGUUCACCUUUCCAAGCCACUCGAACCCUCGUCGCAGGUCACCCUCGGAGUGUCCUAUUCUAUCCUCUCGUCUCUCAGCCCGCGCCCUGCUACCAUCGGCCAGGCGGAUAAGCAGUUCCUUGAGUACUCUUUCUCUGCCUAUGUCCCCUCGGCCUACACAACGGUUACACAGAAGACCAAGCUGAAGUUCCCAUCUACCAAUGUUCCCGACUACACCAAGACCUCCGGCAUCAAAUCUGGCUCGGGCUCCGACCCCGAGCGCCAGGGCACAACUUACACAUAUGGUCCCUAUGACACAGCCAAGGUUACUCCUGGAACCAAGUACCCGAUUACUGUUCGCUAUGAAUUCACCAAACCCGUUCUUACUGCGCAUUUGCUGGAGCGAGACCUGGAGGUUUCCCACUGGGGUGGUAACCUGGCCACGGAAGAACGGUAUUGGUUGCGCAACAAUGGUUCCCAGCUCAGCAAACAAUUCUCCCGCGUGGAGUGGACGAUUACCAGCUACUCGCAAAUGCCAUCCUCUGCGCUCCGUGAUCUCAAGUACCCGCUCAAGCCUGGCUCAGUGGAUCCCUACUUCAUCGAUGAUGUCGGCAAUGUUUCUACCAGCCGUUUCCGCCCCGGUAAGGCCAACCGGGAUGGACACCUAGAGCUUCGCCCUCGGUACCCUAUCUUUGGUGGUUGGAACUACAGCUUCCGCAUUGGCUGGAACAACGACCUCGCCUCUUUCUUGCGCCGAACAGUGACUGGCGCUGACUCUUACGUUCUGAAGGUGCCUUUCAUCGAGGGACCCAAGAUCCCUGAGGGAAUUCAGUACGAGAAUGUCGUUGUCCGCGUCGUCCUUCCCGAAGGUGCCAAGAAUGUCAGAUUCGAGACCAUCGAUGGAGCAUCCAGCAAUGGACUUCCUGGCCUUAGCCAGAUCCAGUCCCACGUGUCUAACCACAAGACCUUCAUGGACACUCUGGGCCGGACGACCUUGACCCUCACGGUGGAGAAUCUCUCUGACGAAGCUCGUGAUUCUCAAUUAGUGAUUACCUAUGACUAUACCCUCUGGGAUGCUCUGCGUAAGCCCUUCACCAUCACCGCAGGACUGUUGACUCUUUUCGCUUCCAUCUGGGCUAUUGGAAGCAUUGAUGUGAGUAUCAAGAAGCGGUAA